This is a messenger RNA of Sphenostylis stenocarpa, 2094 nucleotides long. The record is from the annotation of a GenBank genome assembly. Lineage: Eukaryota; Viridiplantae; Streptophyta; Magnoliopsida; Fabales; Fabaceae.
AUGCCCUUUUCUUCUGCUUCCAUUGCAAAAGGGAGUGAAGAGCUCGGAUUCAGUUUAAUGAACACUUGCUCUGCUAACCAUGAUAGGACUCCUAGUGAUAGUCAGCAUAAUGAUACAACCACCCAUAGGAUCGAAGGUUCACCAUUUCCUUUUCCCCAUUGGAAUUUGAAUGAAACAUCUCAGUAUUUUAGCAAUGAACCAAUUGGAGGUAAUUCAAUGGGUGAUUCCUCUCAGUUUAGAAGUUAUCAGAAUUUUAAGAUGGACCAUAAUUACUCACACAGUGCGGAAGAACAUGAUUUUUCUCGGGUUAUAAGUGAUCAGAAAUUUCAGAUGGACUAUAAUUCCUCUCGCAGAGCACAAGAACAUAAUUUUCUUCCAUGCAGACCAGAUUCUUGUUAUCCUGGUCCCGAAGAAUACAUAGCGUGGUCAUAUCAAUAUGAUAAGCUCAAUAAUCAAACAGUCUCUGCUAAUGUGAGGAAUGCUGCCUUCAAUCUAAAUAAUUGUGAGACGUCUAAUAGUGGUGGGAUGAAUGUGACCCCAAGUUAUGGUUUGGCUAGCAGGCCACAAAUGGUCAACCCUAAUGGAACAGCAAUGAGUGGUAAUAUUGGCCAUUCUUCACUAGAUAUGAGUCUGGGAAUGACUAUGUGUAAUCCAAAUCAAGGUGGUGCAGAACCAUUGCAUUCUACUGAAAAACCUGAUGAAAGAUUUAUGACCAUUGAUUCUGGAAGUACUAAUAACAAUGAGUUCACAUUAGGUGCUGUGUUACCAAAAUUCAAAGUGACUGGUGAUCAUGAGAGGGCAAUCAGUAAGCACUACAAUUAUCUGGGUAGCAGAAGUUCCUUAAAUUCUGGGUUAGACAUGAAUGUUGCUUUUUCUGGUUUUCAGAAUGACAGAAAAAUCAUAUCUAAUUUAGCUCCUGCAGGCAAUCAUGUAUUUGAUUGUAGACCUGAUUUAUGUCUGGGGCCGUCAUCUUCUUUUCAAAGGGCAGCUGCUGGUGACCGAAAUCAUUAUUUAGGGCAGGACAACAUGGAUUUAGGUCUUGGAAGUGUGAAAGACAGUAGUAUGGAAUUUACAGAUAUUGGUUGCAAAAAUGACCUUGAAAGAUGCAUGGAUUUAAAUUCAUUGCCAAUUGUUGUCAGUCAAACUACGCCUUUUGAAAGUGGACAGAACUGGGUGAAUGGACAGGUAGUUCCCUCCUCAAGUGGAAUGAUAAUUGACAAGUUGCCGACUGAGCUGUUACAUAGAAAUAAUGAUAAGUUUUCCCCACAAGUUUUUUCUGCUCCUCCGUUGGCCGUGGCCUCUAGAAGCACCAUAGGGCAGGAUCUUUCAAGUAAUCAUGGUCAAUCUCAGGAAGGUGGUUCUAUUCAGCAAUCAAACUCUUGUCUUCAACCACAAUCUACUUCUGAUCUAGGAAUACAGACUGGAAGUGGAAAUAUGACUACUCAAGUUUCACGGCCUUCGGCCAUGCCAUCUCUAAAGAGAGCUGCUUCCCAACCACUGUCAUCCACUGUCCAGAAUCAACACAGGAAGACAAUAUCAACUCAGUUCAUACAUCCAUCAAUUCCAAUAAGGACCAGAUUCGCUCCAACAGUCCCAAAUACAUCCCGAGCAAUUUCUCCCUUGGUCCGCCCAGCCCAAUCUAUCACGUCCCCAGCUACUCACUCUGUUGUUCCUCCAUUGUUCCCAACAACUUGGACUAAAUCUGCUCUACCACCCCUAAACACAACUCUGGCAAUUCCUCCCAAAAUGCACGCAGCUCCAUUUCCCCCACCUAAUAAUGACAAGAGAAUCUCACCUUUAAACCACCCCUCAACCCAUGCUUCACCUAGUACAAACCUAUCUAACCAGCAUCAACUGUUAGCUCAGGCUUUGACUCACAAACAUCAAACACCAGAACCAAUUGGAUAUAAGUGCUUUUUGUGCAAGAGGGAUCUCUCCUACGAACCAGAAGGGCCUAUUUCGCUACCACCUGCUUCUCCCGCAGUUGCUGUCCUAUCAUGUGGCCACACCUUUCACGAGUAUUGCUUGGAGCGAAUAACCCCUGCUGAACAAUCCAACGAUCCUCCAUGCAUUCCUUGUGCUCUUGGCGAGUAG